Messenger RNA from Cicer arietinum (chickpea), 1087 nucleotides. RefSeq names its product chlorophyll a-b binding protein CP29.1, chloroplastic. Gene Ontology annotation, biological process: photosynthesis, light harvesting. The record is from RefSeq and is a predicted model, not a curated record. NCBI's taxonomy places the organism in Eukaryota, Viridiplantae, Streptophyta, Magnoliopsida, Fabales, Fabaceae. Gene Ontology annotation, cellular component: membrane.
CCAAAAUAAUCACAACACACUCCACCCUCAAUUCUCACCACCCUGCGCACAUUAGCAAAAAAAAUGGCAACUGCAACAGCAACUGCUGCCACCUCAUCCUUCAUUGGAACUCGUCUCCGUGCAGUGGAGACGGUUUCCGGUAGGGUUCAAGCCCGAUUCGGAUUCGGAAAGAAGAAAACCGCACCGAAGAAAACAUCAAGGCCUGGUCCGACUACCGACCGUCCGUUGUGGUUUCCCGGAGCAAAAUCGCCGGAUUGGCUUGACGGAAGCUUGGUCGGAGAUUACGGAUUCGAUCCGUUUGGUUUGGGGAAACCGGCGGAGUACUUGCAAUUCGAUCUUGAUUCGCUUGAUCAGAAUUUGGCAAAGAAUCUUGCCGGAGAUGUGAUCGGAACUAGGACGGAGUUUGAUGAUGUUAAAUCGACGCCGUUUCAACCUUAUAGUGAGGUUUUUGGACUUCAGAGGUUUAGAGAAUGUGAAUUGAUUCAUGGUAGGUGGGCUAUGCUUGCUACUCUUGGUGCUCUUACCGUUGAAUGGCUUACCGGUGUUACUUGGCAAGACGCCGGAAAGGUGGAGCUUGUGGAAGGAUCAACAUAUCUAGGACAACCACUUCCAUUCUCAAUCACAAGUUUAAUUUGGAUAGAAGUUCUAGUAAUUGGAUACAUUGAAUUCCAAAGAAAUGCAGAGCUUGACCCAGAAAAGAGACUAUACCCAGGUGGCAAAUUCUUUGACCCACUUGGCUUAGCUGCUGACCCAGAGAAGAAAGCAGUUCUUCAAUUGGCUGAAAUCAAACAUGCUCGUCUUGCAAUGGUUGCUUUCCUUGGUUUUGCAGUUCAAGCUGCUGCUACUGGUAAAGGCCCUCUUAAUAAUUGGGCUACACAUUUGAGUGAUCCUCUUCACACUACCAUCAUUGACACCUUUUCUUCCUCUUAAUUAGUUCUUGGUUAAGUCAUGUACUAUUCUCCAUAUAUAUAUAUAUAAUUGUGACUUUGGAAAUGUCUUUUGGCAUUGGUUGUAAACAUUGUGCUUAGUUUAAUAUAACUAGUAGUACUUUUGCCAACUUGCUAAUGGGAAUUGGAAUAUUUAAGCA